Messenger RNA from Gasterosteus aculeatus aculeatus (three-spined stickleback), 989 nucleotides. RefSeq names its product POP5 homolog, ribonuclease P/MRP subunit (gene pop5). NCBI's taxonomy places the organism in Eukaryota, Metazoa, Chordata, Actinopteri, Perciformes, Gasterosteidae. The record is from RefSeq and is a predicted model, not a curated record. Gene Ontology annotation, molecular function: ribonuclease P RNA binding. Gene Ontology annotation, cellular component: ribonuclease P complex. Gene Ontology annotation, biological process: tRNA 5'-leader removal.
ACUAAUUCGUGGUUACUUUAGUAUAGCAUGCAGUACACUACAGCCGGUGGCGCUAGUGCCGCUCUCCGGGCGGUAGAGCGCCUUCUGUUGACGGAAGUUCCCACGGAAGAAGAACAAGAGCCGCGAUGGUGCGAUUGAAAUCCAGGUAUUUACUGUGCGAAGUCAUCGUUCCGGACAGGCGCCACUUGUUGCUGCUGGAUGACCGAGCAGUUGCGGCGUCAGUGAGGGAAGCGGUGGCUCGCGUGCACGGGGACUACGGAGCAGCACUGUGCAGCAGCAGGUUCUCUGUCAAAUAUCUGAACGCUCAUACUGGAAUAGUAUUCCUGCGUUUCCCAAAAAGGUGUUACAAACUCCUCUGGUCUGCAUUGCCUUUCAUUACCAGCAUUGAAGCUCGUGGGCAGAGCAUCGCAUGUUUUCUGAACUGCUUGCAUGUGGGAGGAACAAUUAGAACCUGUCAGAAGUUUCUGAUCCGAUACAACACCCAGCAGCUCCAUCGAAUGCUACCUAAAUGUAAAAAUGAAGAAGAAAAACAACAGGUAAAGAAAUCUAUUCUGAAGUGCACUCUAACAAAAGGAAACAGGAAAGGAUUGGACUUCCCAAGUGAUGACGAUGAAGAUUGACUUAACAGUAAAGGGCAACGGACAAUGUUUGUUACAGGCCUGCAUUUAAGCAUUUGAAGAAAUGCAUAACUCACUCUUUGGAAAUAUGUUUUAUGAUACAGCUUCUCUGAGCAGUUUGUAAAUAUAUCUUACUGACUGUAUGCCUAUCUUCAAUUCAGGUGCACAUUAUAUGUUUGUUACAUAAAUGAUUUGAAUUGUCAGAAUAGCCUGUCGGCAAAAAUAUAACUGCAAUCCCGUAGUACAAAUAAUGAUGGCCUAAUAUGGCCUAAUUCUGAAAAUCAUUUUUUUCAUUUUCAAUAAAGUAUUUUGUAUUGUACUAUGUUUUAUGGUUGUUCAUAUUUUGUCUACAUAAACACUUUCUGAAAACCA